Messenger RNA from Mucor mucedo, 672 nucleotides. RefSeq lists its product as uncharacterized. Gene Ontology annotation, cellular component: cytosol; COP9 signalosome. The transcript is spliced from 3 exons. The record is from RefSeq and is a predicted model, not a curated record. Lineage: Eukaryota; Fungi; Mucoromycota; Mucoromycetes; Mucorales; Mucoraceae. Bases 1 to 672 code for a protein of 223 amino acids.
AUGAAUAUCGAGUCCCGACUUCAGGAUUGCAUCUCACUUCCACAACAAAAAGAGAAACUUGAUGCUUUUCGCAGUAUCUCAAAUGAAAUUCUUUCAAGUCCUGAUCAGGCUCAACUACUUCAAGAUUAUAUUGAAGCUGUUUUGGACGAACAAGUUGGUUUGGUCAUUUCAAGGCAACUUUUAUCCGAAUUUAUUGGAUUGUUUAACGACAAGAUUACCGAUCAUAACGUAAAGAAGCAGUUGUUAUUAUAUGCUAUUGAACGCGCUCAACCUCGUGCUGUUAGCUUUGAGGAAUCUCUCUCUCAAUUAAGAGAAAAACUUGCUAGUGUAUACGAAGAAGAAGAAGAUUACCUGAAAGCUGCAAAAACAUUGCAAGGUAUUCCACUUGAUUCAGGCCAUCGUGCUAUUUCUGACGAUUACAAACUACAAGUGUAUGUUCGUAUUGUGAGAUUGCUUUUAGAAGAAGACGAAGCGGCUCAAGCUGAAUCUUAUCUAAACCGGGCAUCCUUAUUAAUGACCCCAGAAACGGAUACAUUGUUAACUUUGACUUUCAAAUUAUCGCAAGCUCGUAUUUUGGAUUCCAAACGCAAAUUUCUGGAAGCUUGUUCAAAAUAUCACGAAUUGAGUUAUGUCAGCCAAGUCGAGGAGGAUGAAAGGAUUCUUUGCUUGUAA